Molecule: messenger RNA, 1191 nt
Organism: Diversispora eburnea
Lineage: Eukaryota; Fungi; Glomeromycota; Glomeromycetes; Diversisporales; Diversisporaceae
Source: the annotation of a GenBank genome assembly
AUGGUUAUAAAAUUAAAUACUUUUCCUCUUUCGAAACUUUCUUUUGACUUAUUAGUAAACAUUUUAUCAUUUUCCAUAAAACAUGAAGGUUCUAAAGUUAUAAAUUCUCAACUUAUUUAUGUUUGUCGAUUUUUUGCUAAAGCUGCAAUUCCUUUAGUUUGGAAACAUUUAUAUCUUCAAGAACCAACUCAACGUAAAAUAUUUAAAGUUUUACAAACAUGCCUUACUUCACCUUCUCAUAAAUUAUUAUUUAAUUAUCAAUUUAUGGUAAAAAGAGUUACCAUUUGUCCUUUAUCAAUAUCCAAUAUAAAUGGUUUAUUACAAACACUUGAAUUGGUUAAAAAUAAUUUACCAAAUUUAUCUAGUUUAAAUAUUGAAGAUAAAUUAUCUUUAUGUCAUUCUUGUCACUUUAGUAAAGAAGCUACUACUGAUCAAUUGGCUGAUUUAUUAUUACAUUUUUCAAAAAAUUUAAAUGAACUUUGUUUGGAUUCCGAUCAUUCAACUUUUAAUGAUGAAUUAUUAGAAGUAAUUUGUCCUCGAUUUUCAAAUCUUCGAAAAUUAUCUAUAAAUGGUUCCAAUUUUACGGAAGAAGGAAUUUUAGAAUACGUUAUUCCUAAUCUUAAAAAUAAUUUAAUAGAAUUUUCUGCUGGUCGUGGUGGAAUAAGUCCCAAUUGUUUAACGGGUAAUACAGUUCUCGCUUUACUUGAAAAUUGUUAUCAAUUAAAAAGUUUAUCAUUAGAAGGUAUUAAUUUAAGUGAUAAUGAUUUUAUGGGAGAGGAUUUACCUUUAAGUAAUUUAGAAUAUCUUUGGUUAGGAAAAACUUGUGAACCACAAAAUUUUACGGAACGAGGACUUUUUUCAUUAUUAAUUACAUGUAAUGAAACUUUAACCACUUUAGUAUUAGAUUUAGAUCAUUUAUCAAGUUUUGUAUUUCAUAAUAUUAUUAUUCCAUUAUUUCAAGAUCAAAAAUUACAAGAAUUACAUUUGGUUUCGGAUUCUUGGGCUGGAUGGACAGCCAAUUAUCCUCAACCUAGAUCAGAACAGGAAUUCAGAGCCAAAGAAGCUAUGUGUAGUUGGAGGUUAAAAGCCUAUUCGGGUAUUACGAAUGAAAUGAUAAAUCUUAUUGGUGAAAAACUUUCUACGUUAAAAGUAUUUAGUAUUUUGGGGGAAAAUUAUUUGAAAUCAACAUAA